AUGAAGAAGUUAGAAUAGGUGAAUACAUAUCUAAACAAAUUUGAUGAAACAAUUCUAAAAUUACUUAAAGAGUCAAAUAUUAACACAAUUAAAAGAACACAACCCAAAUCCAUUAUAAACUCAGACGAGCCCACGAAAUAAUAGGAUGAGAUUCUAAACAAUUACCAAUAUACACCUGUGUCAAAUAUGGAAAAUUCUUAAUUAAAAAAGUCAGAUAUUAUAGAAAAUAAUAACUCCUAUAGAAUUUGCAGAAGCAGACAAUAGAUUAAGACCCAAACUUUUGAAAAAUUCUAGCCCUAACAAUAAUCUAUUGUUGUUAAUAGUCCUAUUCAUUCAGGAAUGCCAUCCCCAAAUCAAGGAAGCACCUCAAUCAACAUUGUAGAAAGACUUAAAACUAUCGAAUAACAUUAUGGAAAUAAAAUCAAGAUAUUAGAAGAGGAAAACAACCAAUUAAGAAAAGCCUCUUAAAAUGAUAAAAUCUAAAUAUAAUCUUUAGAGUCCUAAGUGCAAAAAUUAGAAAUUGAUCUAAAAGAAUAAUAAAAACUAUUUUAAGAUAUUCUCUAAAAGUAGUUAAAUGAUUAAAAAUAAUAAAUGUAGUUUGAAUUGGAGGAAUAAGAAACUAGACUCAAAAGAUAAUUUGAGAGAUAGACAUCCAGGAAAGAUUAAAGAAUAUUGGAAUUAGAAUAAUGGUAACAAAAGAAAAGAUCACAUCAUACUGAUAGUAAUAAUACAAAUUUACUAUUUACAUUCAAAACACAUGAUCAUUGAAUUACUUAUAAUUAGUUAUUUUUAGAUCUUUUUGGAGA
Paramecium tetraurelia is the source of this 806-nucleotide messenger RNA. RefSeq lists its product as uncharacterized. NCBI's taxonomy places the organism in Eukaryota, Ciliophora, Oligohymenophorea, Peniculida, Parameciidae. The record is from RefSeq and is a predicted model, not a curated record. The transcript has 3 exons.